Molecule: messenger RNA, 2254 nt
Organism: Anopheles bellator
Lineage: Eukaryota; Metazoa; Arthropoda; Insecta; Diptera; Culicidae
Product: UDP-glucosyltransferase 2-like
Exons: 3
Molecular function (GO): UDP-glycosyltransferase activity
Source: RefSeq, a predicted model, not a curated record
CCGGUGUUGGUUGUGCGUUGUGUCGCAGACGAAACACAUCAUCUAAAUUCGAGUGAAGUGCGAAGUGAAAAGGAUUCGCCAAAGCAGGACUUUAGUGCGCGAAGAAAGACAGAAAAUCGGUACCAUUUCUCUUUGGCAAUAGAGAAACAAAAACUGUGCUAAAGUUUUUGACCCCACCACCAUCAUCGUCAUCAUCGCCGUCGUCAGCGAGAUGCUGCGCGGGGAAUGAAUUGUUUGCCUUUCGCUGGUGCCACGAGCGGUGUAUACAAAACAGUGCCCAAAACGGAAAACCGGUUCGCACCAGCUCUGGGCGCGACGACAGUGACAUGCGAGCAGCUGUUCGUUCGGUGGGCAAGAUAGAGACAACGGAUACAAACACAAAAGAAACGGGAGCAAGCGCGCUUGGUUUGUGACACAACUCACGAGCGCACGAACGCACGCACGCACGCACGCCUGCAGCAGCUGAUUGGAGGUGCAAUUAGUGGCAGAGCGGGACAACGUCGUCCUACGAAGCAACGGCGAUCGAUAGCGGGUGCCACCCGAGACCAUCAUCCUCCGGGCUACGUUUGGAACACGCUAUCUUCUCUAUCGACGUGACCGUGGGGUGCUUAAGAUCGUGUUGCCGUAGUGUCCUUGAGCUGGGGGUUCAAAGAAACCGUGGCUUCCGGAGCGCGACCGCUCGGAUUUCAAAGGAUCCAUCCAGCAAGAGUGACCGGGACCGUUAAACGGGCCACACGAAGAAAGCACUUCACGCCCGGCUGCAUAAAACGUGACGCGGCGAGCUGUAACGAGCUGAUGGUGCUUCAGCGAGUUCGUUCGUGCUGAUUGUGCCUUUAUUGAGCGAAAUUUAUUCCAUCACGCAAAGGUUCGCGAGUGGCGCACUGCCGACCGGCUCAGUGCCUAGCGACCAGUUUCAGUUGAUAAUUCUGUACCGCAAAAGUCGCCACCAAUUCGUAACCGAUCGUCAAUUAGGCGAGGUCAGGUUGGUUAGCAACGGCCAAGAGCUUGUGACAACCAAAUAAGGCGUACUCCGGGGCAAGUGAACAAUUUCCACCGCCGACGACCCCGUUAGAGUGUUACCAACGGAUUCCGUCCGCUUUUGUCGGUUGAUCCGCUCUCAAAAUAGAACACCGCAGAAUGGCCAUAACCGCGGUGAGUGACCGGCGGCUACGAGCGGUGUCAACAACAAGUGUGCUGCUGCUGCUGCUGCUGACGCUGGGUACCCAGACCGGCCGGAUGGCAGACGCGGCCAAGAUUCUGGCAAUCUUCCCGGUGCCCCUGAAGCAGCACCAGCUCGUCUACCGGCCACUGCUCGAGGAGCUUGCGCAGCGAGGCCACGACAUUGUGCUGGUCACAACGGAUCCCAUGGAUCCACAGCACCGGCCGGAUCGAAUCGAGCAGAUCGAUCUCAGCUUCGCCUACCAACUUCCGGUGCUGGAGCAGCUCAACGUGGACGGGCUGGAUGGGCGCGACAUGCUGCGCAAGGUGUUUGACGUGAUGCGAACGAUCUCGGCCGAGGAACUGCAGCAUCCGGCCAUGCAGAAGCUGAUCGAAUCGGCCAGCGAGGAUGGCGGGGUGACCAAGUGUUCCCGGUUCGAUGUCGUCAUCGUGGAGUGGUCAGGCGUGACGCUGAUGAAUGCGUUCGCCGAACACUUCCGCGCGCCACUGGUCGGAAUUGCAAACGGAGGAGCCUACAUCAAUGCCCACGAGGCCCUGGGCAACCCGAACCACCCGAUCGGCUAUCCGAGCAUCUUCAUGCCGUUCAGCGAGGAUCUCAGCCUGCUGCAGCGCAUUUCGAGCGUGCUGUUCACCGUUUGGUACAGGUUCUAUUACUACACCGAGGAGAUCCCAGCUCAGAAUGCGAUCGCGAAGAGUGCCUUCGGCGAGUCCAUCUCCGAUCUGUGGCAGAUCGAACAGAACGCCGAUCUGCUCCUGAUCAACUCCUACCAGCUGCUCGGUAACGUGCGUCCAGUCGGGCCGUCUACCAUCUAUCUCGGUGGCAUCCACCAGCGGCCCACCGGCACUGGAUCAGGGCUGCCGGCCGAUCUGGAACUCUUCCUCGCCCAGUGCGACGAACCGGUCGUGUACGUGAACAUUGCAGCGCACUCCGGCCGGGCGCGGAUCGAAAAGAUCGUCAAAACGCUCGAGCAGCUCGAAGUGGCCAGCGUGUGGUCGCUGAACGAGGCUAGCGGAGUGAUCAACACCUCCGCCCGGAUCUACCAAUCGUUCAGUGUGCCGCAGGAGGAGGUUCUCG